Messenger RNA from Trichoderma harzianum CBS 226.95, 1627 nucleotides. RefSeq lists its product as hypothetical. Lineage: Eukaryota; Fungi; Ascomycota; Sordariomycetes; Hypocreales; Hypocreaceae. The record is from RefSeq and is a predicted model, not a curated record. The transcript has a single exon. Bases 254 to 1348 code for a protein of 364 amino acids.
GACUGCCGGAGACUGUGGGGCGCACUGUGCUACUCUACUAAGAAAGUUCUCACGCUUUGGCUCAGCUUCAGAGCUAAGACAUUCAAUACCUGGCUAAGCCUUACUGCACCUCUUGCUUUUCGGAUUUGCUAUAAUUGCGACACGAGCUGAGAUUGGUCAUUCUGACUAUCUGCUUCUUUUUUGGGAGUCUCGUCAGCAUCCUAUUGGACGCAUUGCCUCAUUACAUGCUCACAUAGUGCACGGAGUAAUCAACAUGCCUCAGUCUUCCAGGGUUUCGACACGCGACGGACAUGAAUCGCGUCAUCGCCUUUCACACCAGGAAGGAGGCUCACGGCGCCACCGCGACAAUAGAUCUCAGUCACCAGAUGGAAGCCCGCAGAGACACUCGGGGGAGCGCAGGAGAAGGUCACCCAGAAGGAGAGAUAGGGAGAGGGAGCCCCGAAGGCCGCGCUCCUCCGAUGGGCACCAUGGCUCGUCGAGUCGUGCAAGCAAACAGACGAGCCAAGUGGCAGUAGCGCUGCCAUAUGGGGCCCGACAACUUUCAAAAGAUGACCUUGGGGCGUUUGAGGCGCUCUUUGGUGAAUACCUGAGCUUGCAGAAGCAACGGAACAUCGAAGACAUGGAUGAUCGGGAGGUUCGAGGUCGGUGGAAGAGCUUCGUGGGCAAGUGGAAUCGUGGAGAGCUGGCUGAGGGGUGGUACGAUCCCGACAUGUUCCAGCGGAUCCUUGAGCGGGAUCCAUUACCCAAGAGACAGCCAGAGCCGCAAGAUGCACCACGGGAACGAGAAGAAGUCGGGCAUCGUGACAGCUCCGGGAGCGAGGAUGAGGACGAGGAUGAGGACUACGGCCCUGUGCUUCCAGGCGCAUCAACCAGCAGCCGUCGAGCUGGCGUUGGAAUUCCGACCAAGGAUGAUCUUGCUAUACGCGAUGAGCUUGUCGCGGAAUCUAGAGAGGCUGAUCGGGAAGAAUUACGCGCUGCCCGCAAAGCUGACCGGAAGCUGCAAAAGGAGCGUCUCGAAGAGCUAGUCCCUCGCGCCGAGGCGGGCACCCGCGAGCGAAAGCUUGAGAAGCGACAAGAGGUCAAUGAGAAGAUGCGGUCAUUUCGAGAAAAGAGCCCUGGUGGAGAAGUGCGUGAUAGCGAGCUGAUGGGAGGAGGCGACAGCUUGGAAGAGUACAAGAAGGCAAAGGAGAAGGAGCAGCGGCGGAAAUCGGAGAGGGAGAUUCGACGGGAAGAGAUGGAGAGGGCGAGGAGAGAGGAGAUUGCGGAGAAGAGGAGGGCGUGGCAGGAGAGGGAGGACGAGACGGUGAGUAUGCUGAGAGAGUUGGCCAGACAGCGGUUUGGGCCUUGAAGAUGGAUGCGGCGUAUCGAAGGCGCUGGUUCCUCGUCUGUCUGUCUACAACGACCCGGAGUUGAAGAUAUGUGCUUCUCUACAUGCUCAGCUUCAACCAUGGCUUAGAUUGUCAGGGUUACGACGAAUCGAGGACGAUCUCUGGAAACCCAAUUGAUACCCGUGCCUUGAGGACGGCUGAACUAUCAAGACGGGUGGCUGUGAGUCUUUGGGCUGGAUCUCACACUGUGAGGGCGGCGCUUGCAAAACUCACCCCACCAACACCAAAAAAUUGAGAGA